AUGGCUUAUCAGCGCGGAAAAAGUAAGAACUCCGCUGGGGAUAAUCUGCAAUCGUACAGUUCAGGCUCGGCAUUUACACACCAGUCAAUCGCCGUGGAUCACAAGUCAACUCGUGGCAGUUAUGAUAAGAAAGCGCCUACGACUAUCACCGCUACCGGAAAGGUUGACUGGGUGAUCGGUUUCCUUCUUGCUUCCGUUGCGCUGGCAAUCAGAUUCCAUAAAAUAGACCAUCCAAGCGAAGUCGUCUUUGAUGAAGUUCAUUUCGGGAAAUUCGCAGCUUAUUACAUCAAGAGAGAGUACUACUUUGAUGUUCAUCCUCCACUCGCAAAGAUGCUCAACGGUCUCGCUGGCUACUUGUCUGGUUUCAAUGGCGAUUUCCGCUUCACAAACAUCAACGAUAGCUACACUGCAGGCGGUGUUCCAUAUGUUGGUAUGAGAUCUCUGUCAGCAGUCUUAGGCUCAUUCACCAUACCUCUUAUCUAUGGUAUCAUGCGUGAAUCCGGCUAUCCUAAAGCUAUCGGUAUUCUCUCAGCUGCGAUAAUGCUCUUCGACAAUGGCCACGUCGCUCAAACGCGUUUGAUAUUACUCGAUGCAGCCCUCGUCUUCUUCAUGGCUUUGUCGCUCUAUUCUUACAUGGUUGGUCUCUUCACCUUCCUUACUAUCGGCGUAGCCGUUGCUAUUGAUUUAUGGAACAUUCUCGACAUCCGCAGAGGUCACACAAUGAAUCAAGUAACUCGCCACGUUGCAGCUCGUGUACUCUGUCUCGUUGUUGUCCCUGCUAUAGUGUAUCUCUCACUCUUCUGGGCUCACUUCAAGAUACUCAAAUACUCAGGCCCAGGUGACACAUUCAUGUCUCCAAGAUUCCAGGAGACUCUCCAAGGUAAUCCAGUACUUGAAAAUAGUAGAGAGAUAUUCUACUAUGACACAGCUACUCUCAAAAAUCGCGACACAAGCAACUUUUUACAUACUGAAUUCCAAUAUUACCCUCUUAGAUACCCUGAUGGAAGGGUCAGCAGCCAAGGUCAGAUAGUAUCAGGUAUACCUCAUAGAGGUUUGGAUAACUACUGGCAGAUUCUUCCAGGCGAGGGAUCGGCUCCUAAGGAUGACUUGAAAUUAAGAAAUGGUGAUAUCAUCAAACUGUACCACCAGGACACUGAUACAAACCUUCUGACCCACGAUGUUGCCUCUCCGUUGACCUCCACCAAUGAAGAAUUUACAGCUUGGCCGCAUAACAACACAAACCGCCGUGACCAGGAAGAAGAGUUCCAGAUUCAUGUUCUGGGUGCCCAAGAGGGUGAGGUUGUUAAGUCCCUCGCCAGUCACUUUAAGCUCGUACAUGUCGAUACUGGCGUAUCUAUGUUCAUGAGUGGUAAGGGGCUGCCAUCUGGAUGGGCUCCUGGUAAGUUUGAGGUGAAUGGAAAGAAGGAUGAGUCUGAGCAGGGUGCUACGUGGUACAUUGAUGAGUUUGAAGCUCAUCCAGAGAUGAAGGCUGAGAGCAGACAGAGUGGAUCUACAGGAAAAAGAGUCAAGUCAAUGAGUUUCUUCAAGAAAUUUUUUGAGUUGCAAACCAAGAUGCUGAAGCAUAACGCUGGCCUGACUAACUCACACCCAUACGCUAGUGCACCAAUAGAGUGGCCAUUUCAACUAAAGGGCAUCAGCUUUUGGACAAACAACGACACGCAACAGCAGAUCUACAUGAUUGGAAAUGUCUUUGGUGCUUGGGGGUCUAUAGCGGCGUUGUCAAUAUUCGCAGGUAUUUGGGGAGCUGAUCAAUUGUCGAGAAGGCGCGGACAGGAACCGAUUGAGGAACAUGUCAGACGUAGAAUGCACAACUCAAUUGGCUUUUUCAUAGCUGCAUGGGCUUUCCACUACUUGCCUUUCUUUUUAAUGGGCAGACAGCUCUUCAUUCACCACUAUUUACCAGCUCAGCUUGCCAAUGCACUAGUCGCUGGUGCAGUGGUCAACUUUAUCGCUACAGAGUCAGCCGACUGGCCCCUGACAGGAUCAAGGCUGCGCACACGCAUAGAAUUCCCUAGAACAGCCAAGAUAGUGAUUGCGGGAAUAAUAGUUUGUAUUGUCGCCGUCUUCUGGUUCCUCUCACCAUUGACGUACGGUACGCCCGGUUUGGAAGGCAGCCAGGUGUACCGUAGAAAGCUACUAGACACUUGGACACUACAUUUCUCGCCCAAGUGA
Molecule: messenger RNA, 2193 nt
Organism: Wallemia ichthyophaga EXF-994
Lineage: Eukaryota; Fungi; Basidiomycota; Wallemiomycetes; Wallemiales; Wallemiaceae
Product: Dolichyl-phosphate-mannose--protein mannosyltransferase 4
Exons: 13
Coding region: 1-2193 (730 amino acids)
Biological process (GO): protein O-linked glycosylation via mannose
Cellular component (GO): endoplasmic reticulum; membrane
Molecular function (GO): dolichyl-phosphate-mannose-protein mannosyltransferase activity
Source: RefSeq, a predicted model, not a curated record